Messenger RNA from Talaromyces stipitatus ATCC 10500, 2871 nucleotides. RefSeq lists its product as uncharacterized. Gene Ontology annotation, biological process: chromosome segregation; protein phosphorylation. The record is from RefSeq and is a predicted model, not a curated record. Lineage: Eukaryota; Fungi; Ascomycota; Eurotiomycetes; Eurotiales; Trichocomaceae. The transcript is spliced from 5 exons. Bases 1 to 2871 code for a protein of 956 amino acids. Gene Ontology annotation, molecular function: ATP binding; protein kinase activity. Gene Ontology annotation, cellular component: nucleus; centrosome; cytoplasm.
AUGGCAUCCGAGACAUUCGAUAACCUCUGCAAUCAAGUAUACUGGCAACUGUACAACAGACUCGAGAGAAAGGACGACCCUAAUUUGCGAUUUGCGACUAAUGGGACUGCUGAGAAAGUGCUUCAUAACGAUCUCUUGAUUCGUCUUUUUCAGAGUCUACUGGUUGCAAAUAACACGGCGGUCCAGCAAUUCGGACUAGCCGAGGAAGAGCUUGCUGAAAGGGUAGAUGAUCGAGAAUUACAUGAUUUUCUUGCAGUCUUAUUAUUUGCUUCGUGUGGAAUUGAGGCUGCAAGACGGUUCACCAAGAAACUCGUAGCCAGGAAUGAUUGGCCCUUGAAAGGCAGGUUCACUGGACAAGAUACUCAUCGCUUACCGGCGAGUCGGGAAGACCUCCUGCAUCUAUUCAAAGACAGUGUUAUUGUCGACAAAUUCUGCAGUUCACAGGCAUGCUUUAGUACUGUGGUGAUCCACAACCGGCAAGAAGUCGUUGUUGAAAGUCUCAGUUCUCAGCGUCUGCCGUACCUAGAAGAGGAGGAACUCGGUAGUGGUUCAUUUGGCAAAGUUUUCAAAGUAAAGAUUGCCAAGGGCCACUUCAAAGACACACGACAUGGAACCCUUAAUGCAACGUCUAUGGACGUCGCCCGCAAGGAUUAUAUUACGACCACCCAAUUUGAUGGUCAAGAUGAGCGAAACAUGAUGGAGAGAAUCCUCACGGGAUCAACACGGAAAUGCGAAAAUAUCCUAGGAAAUUUUGGAAGUCUUCGCAUCGGCACCAAUUCCUACAGUCUGUUUAUGCCUUGUGCAAUCUGUGAUCUCAGCGAUUAUAUGACGAAAUAUCAUCCUACCAGACCCAGUAGUGUACACGAAAAGGCAAAGAUAGUCUUGUCAGCAAAAGGUCUUGCAGAGGGGUUGGAUUUUCUUCAUAAUGAGAUGAAAGGUCCGGAUCAGCAGGAUAUGGUAUGCUACCAUAUGGAUCUGAAACCCUCCAACAUCUUAAUUUUUCGUGACACUGCCUACGACGGUGGGAUAAGAUAUGUAUGGAAAUUGAGCGAUUUUGGUAUGGCUCGAGUCAAGUAUCGGAGCCGGGGCCAGACUGUGGAGCGAGAAGAAAUGGAUUUCAACAGCGCUUUCCUUCAGCGAAUCAAACCUGAAGCAGAACGAUCUCCGUCAGGAACACGAAAUAGGCGUGGGGAGGGUACGUAUCUGCCUCCCGAAUCAUUAACAUCGACGCGGACCAUGACCACAGCAAGCGAUGUCUGGUCUUUGGGCUGCGUAUUGAGCGUUGUAUUCGCAUAUCUAGAAGAUGGCGGCGAGGGUGUUGAGAAUUAUCAGUUGAGACGACUCCGUCAUGCAGAUUCGGACGGGUACGAUCGAUUCUUUGUCCGAGGUCGAAGAUUCACACCAAACAAGGAUCAUCCAGAAGUGCACAAGACACACACAUGGCUUAUUAAUAAAGCCGCUCAGCGGCAGGCUGAGGAAAUGCAUGCAGUUCACUUCAUGUUGAGAUAUUUGGAGAACAGGGUUCUUGUUCUAGACUACAGGAAAAGGGAUGGCGUGAAGACGGUCAAGGAGAAGUUGGCUCAAACAUAUACUUAUUUUAAAAGUAUGCCACCUGUUGAGAAUCACCUAACAGGGGAGCACCACACGUGGAUAGACAGAACUCGCAGUAGAGGCACUCCCCUCUCACAUUGGCAGGUUGACUCCUGGCAAUUAUCGUCAACCGAGGGCCUAAAAGGCUGCGAGAUUUCCCCCAGAGGAGAUCUAGUAGCGUACUGGAGCGACAACCAAAUUCGACUAUACAACGAGCUCUCUCUUCCACCACAAGUCACCUUUGGAGAACCACCGGUUGUAUCUCCGGCGGCGGAGUACACUUUAGGAUUAACUGAUUGUAUUUGGAAGUCGGUGGCUGUGACGGAUAGGUUUUUGAUAGCUUCUACGACGGGGGCUGUUUUUCAGUGUUAUGUCUAUGAUCUGGUCUUUAUUCGUCAAUAUCGGAUUACGUUGCAGUUACCGGAGAUUAGUCGACUGGCUAUUUCGCCUGAUAGCAGAAUAAUGGCGUGUGUCAUGCAAAGUAAAGAAGAGGGACAGGAAUGUGGCUCCGUAUUUAUUGUUCCUAUCGAAGAACUGAUACAAGAGGCACCAAGGCAGAUGACACCGUCCACUCAGGGGUCCUCUGGUACUGAAAGUGAAGGCAGUUUGUCAAGACGAGGAUUGCCGCAUGACUCGACUACCCUAAAGCUUGACUGGUCAGCGAGUGAUAUUACUUAUAUAUCGUUUCCGACACCUGAUGAAGUAUAUUUGAUCGUACAGCCGCAGAUCACGGCUCGAAGUCGUGAGAAUGAGAUUCCAAUCAUUCAUCUGUCGCUCAAGACCAGGCCUCGUUUAUUGCAAACUGUGCUUGUCAGGUCGCAGGGAGUUGACCCCGGCAACACAGUAGGUCUCUUUACGGCAUUCACAGCCUUCCGCCAGCAACAAUCAACAUGCGCAUUCAUAGCGCGUGAAAAACAGUUAUAUAUUCAAAAUCUGGCGUACCCCGGCACCACUGCUAUUGAAAACUCCAUCAAAAACUACCGCGUCUUGAAGCUAGUCAUGGACUGGAACGACAGAAAAAUAUUCGCUUUGGGAACACCCUCUGGAACGAAUCGAGUCUAUCUACUAGAAAUGACCGUCCCACAGUCUGAAGUAGACAGAGUCACCGUCACGGAACUUGUGUCCUUACCAGAUCUAUCACAAGAUGACGAGUUUACGCAGGUUCUUUCUUCGAAUUCUUUCCAACAGGGAGGGGAUUAUAUUCUGAUAGCGGCUCUGACGAAUGCGAGUCGACGCUGGAUAUAUCGUAUUUCAUUACCGGAUUCGUCAGCAGCCACCUAG